Elephantulus edwardii (Cape elephant shrew) is the source of this 651-nucleotide messenger RNA. It is a transcript of the gene ATG10, whose product is annotated as autophagy related 10. The record is from RefSeq and is a predicted model, not a curated record. NCBI's taxonomy places the organism in Eukaryota, Metazoa, Chordata, Mammalia, Macroscelidea, Macroscelididae. Gene Ontology annotation, biological process: protein lipidation; macroautophagy; protein modification by small protein conjugation. Gene Ontology annotation, molecular function: Atg12 transferase activity. The coding region runs from base 1 to 651 and encodes 216 amino acids. Gene Ontology annotation, cellular component: intracellular anatomical structure. The transcript has 6 exons.
AUGGAAGAAGAUGAACUCUUUGGAGAAAAAGCAUUCCAGUAUUUUUGUGCAGAAUUCAUUAAACAUUCACAGCAGAUAGGUGAUGGUUGGGAAUGGAAAACUUCGAAGGACUGUACUGAUGGCUACAUGUGUAAGACACAUUUUCAGAUCAGGAAUGGGACUGUGGAGUCACAUGCAGGCUCAUCUGCCCAUGCACCAGCAUGCCUGCCUACUGAGGACACUUCUGAGCUGCCUCCUGAUGAUUUUGAAGUGGCCGAGAAUACAGCGCCAUCGGAAGUGAUUAAAUAUGAGUAUCAUGUCUUGUAUUCCUGUAGCUACCAAGUACCAGUGCUUUACUUCAGGGCAAGCUUUUUAGAUGGAAGACCUUUAACGGUGAAGGACAUAUGGGAAAGAGUCCACGAAUGCUACAAGACACGACUUUUGCAGGGACCAUGGGACACUAUUACUCAGCAGGAACAUCCAAUCCUUGGGCAACCCUUUUUUGUACUUCAUCCCUGCAAGACGAAUGAAUUUAUGAUUCCUGUAUUAAAGAAUUCCCAGAAAAUCAAUAGGAACGUCAACUACAUCACGUCAUGGCUGAGCAUUGUAGGGCCAGUUGUUGGAUUGAAUCUACCUCUAAGUUAUGCUAACACCAUCUCUCAGAAUGAAUGA